Messenger RNA from Closterium sp. Naga37s-1, 1515 nucleotides. The record is from the annotation of a GenBank genome assembly. NCBI's taxonomy places the organism in Eukaryota, Viridiplantae, Streptophyta, Zygnematophyceae, Desmidiales, Closteriaceae.
AUGCUCGUAUGCGGCGCAGCGGAUGCCCUUAACACUCGUCCCCCCGUGGUGCCAACGUCCCCAUUGGCUCUGGACUUCAGGGGCUGCAGCCGCUGCCCCCUCACUCGCACCUGCCUUCCUCAGAACGCCUCCCGGUGCUGCGAUGGUGGCGAUAGUGCUGGCAGUGAUGGUGCUGCCGGCGGCGCCAGUGACUGGGCGGGCGUGUUGACUGCCCGGAAGCUCUUGAAUCCAACCCAAGUCAUCACCCGCAUUGCCCCUCUGCUCUCUCGCUCCUCCUUUCCACUCCCACCCACCGCAGAAGCAGCAGCAGCAGCAGCAGUCACAGUCACAACCACAGCAGGCACAGUCACAGCCAUGCCAAGUGACUCCCCUUCGCCCCCAUCGUCACAUGCUGCUGCCGCUCUUGACUCGGUUGACCCCUUUGAAGCCCGCUGUCUCGCGCUGCGCCUCAUUGGCUGCCUGGCUCCGCUGGCUGCUGACGUGGCACACGUGCAGGAGCUGGUGGGGCGGGCAGCAAUGGAGGCAGAGGGACAGCAGGAGUGCUCUGUGCUGUCAGUGCUCUGCAUGCCUUGCAUGCGUCUCACGAUUCCCUCUCCCUCACUCGCUGUACCUCGCCCAUCUCACACCUCCCUCCCUUGUUCUGCAGUUUCCUCCUUCCCAUCCCUCCCUCAACCCGCUCCACGCACCUUUCUUUGCUGUCACCUUGCUCCAUGUUGUCCUGCCCCCUUCAUCCCCAUCGCCCUUCUUCCCCUCUGUUCCACGCACCUUUCCUUACCCUCCCUCUCUCCCUCAUUCCCCUCCUUCCCUCCACUGUUCCUCUCCCCUCCCCACGCACCACCCCAGCAGCGCCAUGCAGCUCUCUUCGCUUCUCACCUUCCUCUCCUCCUUCGCUCUAAUCGCCAUGCAGCUCUCUUCGCGCUCACCUUCCUCUGCGACGUCUCUCCACCCUUCGCCCUCCACACUCUCCCCCGCCUCCUCUCCCUCGCUCUCCCCGCCUCUCCACCGCCACCCCUGCCCCUCUGCCUCAAACGCCAUCUGCACCGCUCCUCACAACUGCCUCUCCCACAGCAAGCCAAGCAGCCUGGAGUGAGAGGAAACGCACACAUGAGUCAAGCAAAGGCAGAUGAGCAUGUGGGGCAGAAGCGGCAGCAGCAACAGUCUGAUGACUCCCCAGCUGCCCAUGCACCACUGCACCUACACUCGCUCACCCACUCCCUGCCUCCACCACACACACUGCCACCACUGGCCCUACACACGCCUCUUCUCUCAUCCUCCUCCCACAUGCCACGUGUCUGCAGUCCAUUGGACUGGUGGAGAGGGGGAGAGGAGGAGGAGGAGGGGGUGCGGAUGCGAAUGGCAGCAGUGGUGGUGAAGUGCCUGGCGGGGCAUGAGGAGAAGGCUGUCAGGCGCAUGGCGUGGCAGGUGGCAAUCCACCUGCUCUCUGCCUUCCCCUGUGCUCCGUGGUCCCCACUACUGCGAUCGUGGGUGUGCGCGCUGCAAGCACAGCUUGGCUGA